Molecule: messenger RNA, 2146 nt
Organism: Penaeus chinensis
Lineage: Eukaryota; Metazoa; Arthropoda; Malacostraca; Decapoda; Penaeidae
Product: opsin, ultraviolet-sensitive-like
Exons: 12
Coding region: 68-1444 (458 amino acids)
Biological process (GO): G protein-coupled receptor signaling pathway; visual perception
Cellular component (GO): membrane
Molecular function (GO): G protein-coupled receptor activity
Source: RefSeq, a predicted model, not a curated record
UUUCCUGGCGCCGUUGGUGUUGGUUCCUGCCAUUUUGCUCCCUCCAUACAGUGUGAAAGUUGGCGCCAUGUCGAUGCUGGAUAGGCCACACGUCCUAACCGCCGCUGAGCUGGCCAACGUCACCGAUGGAGCCGACGCCGCCUCGCCAGCCUACCUGUCGGGUGCCGUGGCGAGCGGGCGUUACGAAGUCAAGAUGUUAGGCUGGAACACCCCUCCGGAGUACAUGGAUUUCGUCAACCCUUACUGGAAGACGUUCGAGGCGCCCAACCCUUUUCUUCACUACAUGCUCGGCGUCUUCUACAUCAUGUUCAUGUUCGCUGCUCUCUGUGGCAAUGGCGUUGUGCUAUGGGUCUUUACGUCAGCUAAGAGCCUCCGGACGCCCUCUAACAUGUUCGUGGUGAACCUCGCCCUCCUCGACUUCAUCAUGAUGCUCAAGACGCCCGUGUUUAUCAUCAAUUCCUUCAACGAGGGACCCAUUUGGGGCAAGUUCGGCUGCGACAUGUUCGCUCUCAUGGGGUCCUACUCUGGGAUCUCCGGCGCCAUGACCAACGCAGCUAUCGCCUACGACAGAUAUAAGACAAUUGCAAAGCCCUUUGAACCCAAGAUUAAGUCCGGCACAGCGUUCCUGAUGGUGCUGGGGACUUGGGCCUAUGCUACGCCCUGGUGUAUGAUGCCUCUCUUCGGGAUCUGGGGGAGGUUCGUUCCAGUUCGGUGCGACAUGUACGUCAUGGAGACUACUCUAGGAUGGACGCAGACAAGCAGAUGCAGAAGAUAUAAGAGAGGAAUUAGGAUUACUAUUAUGGACAAUGAAGCUUUGAACCCAAGAUUAAGUCCGACAGCGUUCGAUGGCUGGGGACUGGGACAUGUACGCUGGUGUAUGAUGCUCUCUCGGAUCUGGGAGGUCGUCCGUAUUAACCUACGAGGACGAGAGAUCACCCACUUCGUGCCAUACUCUUGCAAAGCAUGUCCGUACUCAUCCAGUUUCUCUACAGCAAUCUACCCAUGUCAUGCAGCAAUAUGCAAUUGCCAGGUAGUGUUGGAAUCGAUCACUGAUAUAUUGGACACACCCUGCCAACAGGCUAAGAAGAUGAACGUUGACAACCUGCGAAGUGUUGGCAGCAAAGAGGACCAGGAGAAAUCCGCCGAGAUCCGCAUUGCCAAGGUCUGCAUGGGACUUUUCUUCAUGUUCCUCGUGUCAUGGACUCCGUACGCUGUCGUAGCCCUCAUCGGCGCUUUCGGAAACCGGUCUGUUCUCACGCCCCUUGUGUCAAUGAUCCCAGCUCUAACCUGCAAAUCUAUGGCUUGUAUCGACCCCUGGGUUUACGCCAUCAACCACCCGAGAUACAGGUUGGAGUUGCAGAAGAGAUUGCCUUGGUUCUGCAUCCACGAAGAAAAGCCUCAGGACACCGUUUCCCAGUCCUCCAACAACACCGAAAAAGCUUAAAAAAGACAGAUGACGAUGUUCUUGUCCGCGGUUGACAAAGCCACUUGCUUUCGCUUCGAACACGAUCAAAACCAUGACGAAAAUAAUAAUGAUGAUGAUAUUAACCCUCAGCUAAUGCAGACAAAAACACACUAGAAAACAGAGAGUACUAAUUCUUGUCCAAUGCUGUUAUUUGCUACCUUGACUGGGGAUAAUUUCAUAAAAUAAUAGAUCUUUAUUACCGAGUAGCGUAUGAUACACAAAAUGUACAAAGUACGUACAGUGUACAUUCACUAUGACUCUCUCCAGAAAAAAGACAAAACGAUGAGAAACAAAAGAGUGGCGUCUGUCGAAAGAUUUCAGAUGAUGGAUUUUCUCCUGUUUAGCUUCUUCCACGUCCACGUAUAGAGGGAACGGAGCUGCCCUAAUACAUCCCCUCGCUACACACAGCCGUGUGAUGUAAAUCAUCUCAAAGCAGUAACAUCUUCGUUGCCACCACACCUUCACCUCCGUUUGGAAGGAGGUGAAAGUGUGGGUCCGAGAGGGAUGAGGUGAAAGUGUGGGUCCGGGAGGGCUAGUCAUCCCCCUGGAGGGGGAUGUGUGCCCAGUGCUCCUGCUGCUGUCACUGCCCCUAAAGGGGUAGGUCGGCCUGAGCGGAUCCCUCCUCCAAGCUCAUCUUCCUGCUGUACCUUCUUUAGGAAUACAACCCAGCAUGCAAAAUGA